Messenger RNA from Sciurus carolinensis (gray squirrel), 2204 nucleotides. It is a transcript of the gene Gjc2, whose product is annotated as gap junction protein gamma 2. NCBI's taxonomy places the organism in Eukaryota, Metazoa, Chordata, Mammalia, Rodentia, Sciuridae. Gene Ontology annotation, cellular component: connexin complex. The transcript is spliced from 2 exons. The record is from RefSeq and is a predicted model, not a curated record. Gene Ontology annotation, biological process: cell communication. The coding region runs from base 140 to 1447 and encodes 435 amino acids.
CCCCAUUGUGCUUGGUGGCGAGAGGUGGCCCUGGCCCAGCCACACACCCUCGGGAAGGACCAGCAUCCAGCCGGCAGGUGGAAGGGCUCAGUAAGACUUGUAUUUCCCAGCCUGGAAAAGGUCCUGCCCGCCCGCGCCCAUGACCAACAUGAGCUGGAGCUUCCUGACGCGGCUGCUGGAGGAGAUCCACAACCACUCCACCUUCGUGGGCAAGGUGUGGCUCACCGUGCUGGUGGUCUUCCGCAUCGUGCUGACGGCUGUGGGCGGCGAGUCCAUCUAUUCGGAUGAGCAAUCUAAGUUUACUUGCAACACGCGGCAGCCGGGCUGCGACAACGUCUGCUACGACGCCUUUGCACCCCUGUCGCACGUGCGCUUCUGGGUGUUUCAGAUCGUGGUCAUCUCUACGCCCUCGGUCAUGUACCUGGGCUACGCGGUCCACCGCCUGGCGCGUGCCUCGGAGCAGGAGCGCAGACGCGCGCUCCGCCGCCGCCCGGGGCCCCGCCGCGCUCUGCGGGCGCACCUGCCGCCGCCUGGAUGGCCCGAGCCCACCGACCUGGGCGAGGCGGAGCCCAUGCUCGGGCUGGAGGAGGAAGAAGAGGAAGAGCCGGGGGCGCCCGAGGGAGCAGGAGAGGACGCGGAGGAAGAGCGCGCAGAUGAAGUGGCCGCCAAGGGCGCCGGGGGAGAUGGCAAGGCGGCGGGGGCCCCGGGUCCGGCCGGGCAACACGAUGGACGGCGACGCAUCCAGCGGGAGGGCCUGAUGCGAGUGUACGUCGCCCAGCUGGUGGUCAGGGCUGCCUUCGAGGUGGCUUUCCUGGUGGGCCAGUACCUACUGUAUGGCUUCGAGGUGCGGCCCUUUUUCGCCUGCAGCCGCCAGCCCUGCCCACACGUGGUGGACUGCUUCGUGUCACGGCCCACGGAGAAGACCGUCUUCCUGCUGGUCAUGUACGUGGUCAGCUGCCUGUGCUUGUUGCUCAACCUCUGCGAGAUGGCGCACCUGGGCCUGGGCAGCGCGCAGGACGCCGUCCGUGGCCGACGGGGCCCCGCGGCGCCGGCGCCCGGCCCCGCCCCGCGCCCGCCGCCCUGCGCCUUCGCGGCGCCCGCCCCCGGCCUGGCCUGCCCGCCCGACUACAGCCUGGUGGUGCGCGCGGCCGAGCGCGCGCGCGCACACGACCAGAAUCUGGCGAAUCUGGCGCUGCAGGCGCUGCGCGACGGGGCGGCGGCAGCCGCUGAGCCCGACAGCCCGCCCUGCCCCGCGCUCUCUGCCGCCGCCCGGGGGCCCGCCAGAGCCGGCGCGCCGGCUUCUGGAACCGGCAGCGCCACGUCUGGGGGUACCGUGGGGGAGCAGGGCCGGCCCGGGGCCCAUGAGCGGCCGGGUGCCAAGCCCAGGGCCGGCUCUGAGAAGGGCAGCACCGGCAGCAGGGAUGGGAAGGCCACUGUGUGGAUCUGAGGUCACCGGGGGCUGCUGGGGGAGGGCUGCCGUGGGGCUGCCGUGGAAACCUGGUCUCGGUCCCGGUCAGCCAGUGGCACCAAGGACAGCUCCGGCUUCCCCGCCCGCCUGGUGAAGGACAACGGAUGGGAGGAGAAGGGGCUGGAGGCCAAUGGGAGGCACUGGCUCUGGCUCGGGCACCUCCGCGACUGAGAGGAGGAGGAGGAGACCUACGUGGCCCUGGGGCCCAGGCCUGACUGACCGCGCCCCUGCUGAGCUGUGUUGGGCCCGCAGAGCCGACCACUGCCCGGCUUCUAUUCCUUCCCUCUGAGCUCCCCUGCAGCAACCCGCUGACCACCGGAGUCCCUGAGUGGAAUUUUGGGGAUUGCACCGUUUCCACUUGCUGCCAGGGUACGCGGUCCCUUUGCCUCACCUUCGGUCUGGAGCCCUGGUUCCUGCAGGGCUGGGGGCGAUUCCAGGUCUUCCUAUCCCAGGACAGGCACAGGGUGCUGAUCUCAGCCUCGACCUGCACCCAGCUCCUGGUUCUCUUGGGGUGAUGGACAUGACCAUCCCUUCUUUGACAAAGAGCAUCAGCCAUGGAUUGCUGCUUAGGUUGACGAGACAGUGGUUGGGGACUGUGGCCAUGCUAAGGGAAGAGGUCUCUGGGAAGCCUGCCCAUGGCUUCUCUGCCUGCCUCCCUAAUUCAGAGCCAGCCUCUGGAACUAAGGGAGCAAAAUAAAACUAACUUUUGUUUACAACCACGUGUGUGCAUGUGUAC